Messenger RNA from Micropterus dolomieu (smallmouth bass), 2089 nucleotides. RefSeq names its product aminoacyl tRNA synthase complex-interacting multifunctional protein 1-like. The record is from RefSeq and is a predicted model, not a curated record. Gene Ontology annotation, molecular function: tRNA binding. The coding region runs from base 96 to 1004 and encodes 302 amino acids. NCBI's taxonomy places the organism in Eukaryota, Metazoa, Chordata, Actinopteri, Centrarchiformes, Centrarchidae. The transcript has 4 exons.
CAUGGGUUUAACGUCAUUUUUGGGCCUACAUUAACCUUCCAUGUAGGCUUUGUUUGGCUUUACUGCUCAAACUCUGGUUAACCCCCUUGGGUAGAAUGGGCCGUGGUGAGGAGCUCAGUGAAUUUCAGCGGGGCACUGUGGUCGGAUGCCACAUGUGCAAGAAGUCAAUCCGCGAGAUUUCUGCUUUGUUAAACCUGCCGCGGUCCACCGUGAGCGCUGUGAUUCUGAGGUGGAAACGUGGAGGAAUAACGACGGCUCUGCCCCGGAGCGGCCGGCCGCACAAGCUCAAAGAGGAGGACCGUCAAGUGCUGGAGAAAGUAGCGCUGGAAAACUGUCUGCCCACGGUGGAAGCGCUCACUACUGAGUUUCAGAGUGCGUCCGGGGCCAACGUGAGCUGCAGGACUGUCCGCCGGGAGCUGAAUGAGAUGGGCUUCCGUGGCAGAGUGUCCUCGUACAAAAAACAAAGAGGAGGGGAAGAAGCAGAGGCAGCCCCAAGUCAAGAUGAAGCCAAAGUGGACGUGUCUCGUCUGGACCUGCGUGUUGGACGUAUAAUCACAGCUCUGCAGCUUCCAGACACCGACAGUCUUUAUGUGGAGCAGGUUGAUGUUGGAGAGGCUUCUCCCAGGACAGUGGUCAGCGAGCUAGCCAAGCACAUACCUGUGGACCAGAUGCAGAACCGCAUGGUUGUUCUGCUUUGUAACAUGAAGCCAGCCAAGAUGGGAGGAGUGGUGUCCCAGGCUAUGGUCAUGUGUGCCAGCUCUCCGGACAAGGUCGAAGUCCUUGAACCUCCGAGUGGAGCAGUCCCAGGGGACAGAGUCACUUUCCAGGGCUUCCCAGGUGAACCAGACAAAGAGCUGAACCCCAAAAAGAAGGUGUGGGAGCAGGUUCAGCUAGACCUACGCACGGAUGGACAGUGUGUUGCAACAUACAAGGGAGCUGCCUUUGACAUCGCCGGCAAGGGGGUGUGCAAAGCCCAGACCAUGUGCAAUACACAAAUCAAGUAAACUAACCGAGCUGCUCGAAAUAGCUCAGUGCAAAUCCCUGGAGUCAGAAUCCAAAAUAUUUUGGAAAGCCUCCCCGAAAGAGGGGAAGCAGCCCAUGGUUUUGGAAUGAGAUGUCCUGUUAUGUUUGAAGUGUUCGCAUACUUUUGGACUGUAAACCAAGGACGGUAACAGUGAAGAGUAUGUCGCCCUCUGUUGGACGGAUAUGAACAUUACUGUUAGGUUUUUAUUAUGAAAAUCUGAAGUUCUGUGUUUGGCCAAAGGAAGGCACUACAGUAACCAUGAUAACAAACGGUAAGUGUGUAAGUGAGAUAUACAGCACACAGUCAUACCCAGCAUGGCGAAAGAAAAUUUAUAUUCUUUCAAAGAAUCCCUUUUGGGUGGGGAAUGUUUGAUAUUUUCCCAUGAUGCCACAGUGAUCAUUUCCACUGAGCCGUGGAUGAAACUCAAAAGGGCAGUCCCCAGUAAAAAGGGGGACACUAAACAGUUGUACUUUCUUUUGACAGUAUUGAUUGAGCUGGAAAUGAGUAGGGAAAUUACUUUCACAUUACGUAGUUAACCUUAUUAAAUAAUUACACAUGUAAGGGCGGUUCUGUGUUGGGACAGUUCUCUGAGCUGCUUCAGUUUAAGUGUGAUGCUGACAGAUGAUGGAAAUUAGUCAGUGUGUUUUUGUAUCAGUGUAAAUAGUCUGUGCAAUGUUUAUUUGUUAUUUAUCUUACCUGUCACAGUAUUAUAUCUGAGAUCCAGACAAUGUUCUAUAAAAAAUGCUAAUUUUGUUUAUCUUUAGUUUCCCUGGAAAUUGAAAACUGCUACUAAAUGUUUUGUAUCCAUCCUGCUAUUGUAGAUUGUUACUCACCUCUCCAGAUAUUGUAACAGCUUAGCUAAACCUUUUAUAUGUCCAAAAGCUUUUAUAUGUCCUGUUUUGUGGACCAUGUUAGUUUAUUCUUCCAUUUUUGAUUUUUACAUUUAAUUAGCUGAAAUAAUCAAAUGUAGCACCUGAAACAGUUCAGUAUAUUUGAUUACUAAUAACCCUACUUAUCAUUUGAAGGGUGAGAAAAUAAACCAACAUGUUUUGGUUUUAAAAUAAA